CUUUCAGUGUACACCGUUUUCAAUAUGGCGGUCUCCGCGGGAGUGAUGAACACAGACGCAACAAAGGACUAGUUUUGUGGUGUUAUGAAUGCAAUUUCUCAUUUUUAUGAAACACAUCAUAAAGUGACAUCUCUUUGUGUCCAUGGCUUGCCCCAAGGACCAAAUGUCAACGAAAUAAAUCAUGUUCCGUAUCGCUGCCUUGAAUGAGAGUGACAGUGGAGAUGAGAACACCACACUCUCCCAACAUGCGGCCACCACGAGAGAGGCCAAGGAAGCUGAAGCCUUCAGCCUGUACAGCCGGGCCCUCAGUCUGCAGCGGGAGGGAGACGUCACUGGGGCCAAACAGACAUUUCAGGAUCUUGUCUCUCAUGAUUUCCUGAUUGAGGCUGCCCGCAUCGUGGAGGAGGAGCAGGACAACGUGGUUCACCCCGGCCUCCAGCUGCUGUACUCCAUACACAAGAACCUGGCCGCCAUCGCUGCAGACAGGGGAGACCUCCAAACUGCCAUGAAGUCUUACCUUGAGGCAGUCAAGAUCGACUCCAGUGAGGUGACAGUGUGGUACAAGAUCGGCACUAUCGGCCUGAAGAUACAUGACUAUUCGCUCUCUAGGCUUGCUUUUGAACAGGGCCUGCAGUGCAAUCCCAACCACUGGCCUUGUUUAGAUCACGUCAUCCCAGUGUCCUAUGCCUUGAAUGAUUACUGGCGGUGCCUGUACUACAUUGCCAAGGCUCUAGAGAAGGACUGCCACUAUGAGAAGGGGAUAGCCUUGAGAGAGGAGAUGUUCCGAGAGCAGCCAUCCCUCAGGCAGGACUCCAAGGACAUGUUUGUCUACUGUGAUCCCAUCAUCUUCACCAUGAAGCUGGACAAGGCAGAUGCUGAGGAGUACGUGGAAGAAGCUCUGGCCAUGCGAAGAAAGAACCGAGAACUUGCCAAGAAACCUCCGCCCCCUGUCAUCAAGUUUCCUGAGAAGAUUGAAUCCAACACAUGGAAGUCAGUGGGGGAGGCACUGAUUGCGCUCUAUAACCACGCCACCCGAGCUGACCCUCCCAUGAGCCUCUCUAUGCCGGUCGACAUGUCGGAGUACAAGGAGCAAGCUGGGGGAGAUCAAGAGAAGGACACCAGCACUGAGAGUAGAUCUGUUAACAAGGACACUGUUCAGAUGCCAGAAACAGCUAAUGACAAAGAGACAGUAGCAAGCAUGGAUGUUGAUGGACCUUUUGAUGUGGUUGAUGGUGACAUUAGGCCUCCUCCAGACAAAAAGAAGGAUGACCAUGAGAAAGAACCAGAUGUUAAACCAGAUACACAAGCUCCAACUGAAGUUCUUUCCGAUGAUGUUAAAGUUGAACUAUCAGCCAUGGAUACUACCGAGUUGGCAGCCCUGGCUAUGGAAACUGUGGACACACCUGUUAAAGUUCCACCUGUUAAGGUUCCAUCUGUAGAGGUUGAGAUGAAGGUUGAGAUGAAGGAGGAGGUAAAGGAGGAGGUGAAGGCGGUGUUGGCAGAGGCCAUGGAUGAUGAUGCUGGUGAUGUGUAUGCCAUUUCGACUGGUCUUGAUGCUUCACCAAGUCAGCCUCACAGCCAACAGGCUGGUGAAGUGUCAGAGAGAACAGACACUGUGGUACGUUGUGCUGUGCCAGUUUCGGAGGCUAUUGUUGUAACUGUGACGAACCAGAGUCUGAGGUCAGUGCCGGGGUCUCAGUCACUUUUAGUAACAUCCCCUCUUAGAGCUACAACAGCAACUUUGUCCAGUUCACCAGUGUCUUCAGUUUCAAGUUCAACAGUUCAAGCGUCAAAGUCGCCUAUUUCCACAGUUCCAGGAUCAAUAGUUUCUGUUUUGAAGUCUCCAACAUCCAUGGUAACAGCAUCAACAGUUCAAGCGUCAAAGUCGCCUGUUUCCACAGUUCCAGGAUCAAUAGUUCCAGUUUUGAAGUCUCCAACAUCCAUGGUAACAGCAUCAACUGUUCCAGUGUCAAAGUCGCCUAUUUCCACAGUUCCAGGAUCAAUAGUUCCAGUUUUGAAGUCUCCAACAUCCAUGGUAACAGCAUCAACAGUUCAAGCGUCAAAGUCGCCUAUUUCCACAGUUCCAGGAUCAAUAGUUCCAGUUUUGAAGUCUCCAACAUCCAUGGUAACAGCAUCAACUGUUCCAGUGUCAAAGUCACCUGUUUCCACAGUUCCAGGAUCAAUAGUUCAAGGUUCCAAGUCUCCUAUUUCUACAGUUUCAGGAUCAGCCGUCCCAAUGUCAAAAUCACCUAUUUCCACAAUGUCAGGAUCAAUAGUUCCAGGUUCCAAGUCGCCUAUAUCUGCAUCAGAUGCUGCUAAGACCCCGAUAAUGCGAGGUAUGCUGGGGCAUCCUCAUGUUGCACCCCACACGGAUGACCCCCACAGUCACCCCACCAAGCCACAUCCAGCAUCAGCAGCUCAGUUGUUCAGCACCCCCAAGAGCAGCCUCCUGCUCACCACCGCCAUUCCUUCUGAACUUGGAAUUCAUGUUCCUAAUCCCAUGAUGAGGUCACCUCCUCUGACGUCUGGACUUCUCAGUCCUGUGCAGUUGGUGGCCUCCCCGAGAUCCCACUCCGCUCCUGUGACUCCAGACAUCCUGACACGCAACCCCUUCCCAAGGUCUCCACCAUCCAGACCCCUGGAAGCCACCGCAUCUAAAUCUCAGUCUCUGCUUACACUAGCCUUGACCCAGCCCCCAGCAGCACCUCAUGCGUAUAAUUACCCACUGAUGCUAGCAGGUGGUGAUGCUCCUCCAACUGAGAUACCUGUUCAGAUUUCCCCGACAUCCAAAACCCUCUUGUCGCCUGUCCAUGUGUCGUACCCAUUACAAACCUCAACAUACGCUUCAAAGAUGAAACAGACAUCUCCCAUCCAAACCGUUCCACUACAGAGUACAAUCUCAAGGCAUCUGUCCACAGUCCAAGCCAUCCCUCUCCAGGCAGCGUCCUCUGGGGCCCACUCCACACUCAGCCCGGAGGACAACCAGAUGAUAGCCCAGCAGGCCGCGGCCCACACCCUCAUCGCCCUGGCCCAGAUGCCCACUCAGCUGUCUCCCCAGAGGCUGACUGCUGCAGGUGGGAACCUUGCCACAAACACACUGGCCAGCUUCAUGGCAGGAGGAUUGAUGAAGCAGUCAUCGGAGUCGGUUGUGUCAACCCCGCCGUUUCCUCUACCUGCUGAAGUAGCUCUACAGGACCACCCCAACCCUGUGUCCCGGGACUUGGGGCGGAGUCAGCCAGGGGGACGGCGGGGCACGAAGAGGAAGAGAGUCAGCAUACCGAUUGAGGAUGCCGGGAUGAAGAGACGAUCUGCAAGGGUUCGCAACACGUCGCGGAAGAAGCAGGAGGACAGCAUCAACAUGCAGGAGCUGCUGUACAAGUUCCUGCCAUCCUCCCUCCUGCAGGUCAGUGAUGACGAGGAUGACUUGACGAUGGAGGAAACUGACUGCAGUGUCACCGCCAUGGACAGUCCAAGCAGUAGAGGAGCAGCGAGACGCCCCUCCGAGGGUGCGCCGCUGGAGUCGACGGAGGAGAGGGAGGUGAAGGCGUUCAUCCAGAGAGGCAUCAGCAACUACGGCAUCAUCGACCUCCUGUUCCGCUACCUCACUACCCUCACUGACAAACACACCAUGAAGUGGCCUGAGGGUUUAGGGGAGGUCUUUGUGCAGGUGUACGACAAGCUCCGCCAACAUCUUACGUUUCCUUGUGUGUUUGGGAGUGCGGAAGAUGUGGAUAAUGAGGACAUCUGUGAGUACGGACGAAUUUGUCUGCUGUGGGCUGAGCUGAAGUUGGACCACUGGCUGUCGAUACACUCCAAGCCUUCUGGCACCUCUCCAAGAGGGGGGAUACAGUCAAUAUUAGGGGAACCAGCAACUAUGGAGGAAUUCUACCGAGAAGACUUGUGGUAUAUCACCACCCUGGCAGGCAGCAGGUGUAGGAUGGGGGAGGUGUGGAUGGAGUACGCUGCUAGAGUGUACUGGCUGAAGGCCAGGUUCUCCAUGAUUCAGAAUGACAAAGACGAAGCUGACUUCUGCUUUGACAAGCUCUCCUAUGUGAUGGACUGUGCCAAGGAGGAGAAGGACAUCACAUCCUUCAAGCUACAGAACUGUAAGGUGGAUGACAUAAUAUCAAAAGACCAGGUAGACAAACAGCAGGAGUCCCUCCAGCGCAGCCAGUCCCUGGAGGAGACCCAGAAGCUGUACGAGGCAGGGAGCUACGAUAAGGUGGUUGAGUUCCUGCUCCAGACCUUCUCUCAACCCCGCACAGCCAAGAAGAUAUCGGAGGCAGGCAGCUCUCUCCCCGAGCGGCACCGUCAGCUGAUGCUGCUCCAGGACUCGCUCUUCAAGCUCAAGGACUACAAGAAAUGUCUGCUGUGGGGUGAAGUGUCCUUCAAUGAAGCUCUCCAGUGUUACCGCAGGGCGUCGGGGCAGUCAAGGGAUGAAUGGCUCACUACCAUCAGACAGAUCUUUGACCACAUCAACAAAGUCCUGGACAUGGAUGAGAGCAUACUAAAGAGCCUCCCAUCCAGCAACACCGUCCGCCACACUCAGAACCUCAUCCGCAUGAUCGAGCUGACGAUGGACUCUUCGGACACUUCCCCCGAGGUGCCAAACACGGUCGUGUUGUCAUGGAUACUGUUAUCAAGACUCAUCAAAAGUGAGGAGGCCAAGUUGAGGUCCAUGCUGGCGCCAGGGGAGGAGGGGACCAACAUGGACGGCGCCAUCAGCAGCUCCCUCAUGCUGCUCAACGUCGCACACGAGUAUCUUGGGAGACACUCGUGGUGCACCAAGUCGGAUGGUGCUCUGCUGCUGUACUUCCUCAAUGAGCUGGAGCAGGAGAUGAAGAAGCCCCACUUCAUCAGGGAGGGGCUGGACAUGGCCCUGGAGCAGUGCAUCUUCUGUCUGUACGGACACCCACACAAGCGGGGCAAGGCCAAGCACCUGCAGGACCAUAACGCUCCACCGAUAUCUUUUGUCUGGGAAAAGGCCGGGAUAGUGUUUGACUACUUCAAACCCUCCACCUUCCCUGAGUACGACAGCUACAAAGCCAACACAGUGUCAGCUGAGUUUGAGAAUCUCCUCCGCCGGCUGUUUGCUCUGGUUCCAAGUGAUGUCGGUGCAGCCAAACAUCACGAGACAGUUCAGAACUACAUCGAAGGGAACACCAACACCGCCCCAUCCUCACAGACAGACAGCUCCAUCUUGAAGGGUCUGUAUUACCUCCUGGGCGACUACUACUUCAAGAAUAAGGAAACACCGAAGGCUAUCAAGUUCUACAUGUACGAUCUCGGCAGCAACCCCACCAGACUAGACUCGUGGGCAGGGUUGGCACUGGCGCGGAUGAGCCAGCUGGAACAGAAGCUCAGCUCGAUGGAGCUGCGCAUGGACAUCUCUAUACACAAGAAGUCUAUAGCAGCUCUGCGGUGUUUCCGCCGCGCGGUGGAGAUUGACGAGACACAGAGGAACCUGUGGAUAGAGUACGGCUCCCUGGCCUACCAGCUCCACUCACAUGCUUCCAGGCAACUCAAGAUGAGAGACUGGUUCCCCCUGUACGAGGAGCUGCUGGGGAUUGUGACGGACACAAAGCAGGAGAUGCUGCAGAUCGCCCAGAACUGUUACUGGAAAGCCAGCGAGUGUGAGGCUGAUGGCAGCGAGGAGGAGUGGCUGCACCACUACAUGAUAGGCAAGGUGAAGGAGAAGAAGAGGUGUCACCCUAAAGAAUACCUGGAGCACUACAGACAGGCAGCAAUCUACCUCCACGAAGAUGAGGCCUUCUAUCCCAAGAAGAUCACAUACGCCAACAGCCCACCCAAACUGGCUCUGGAAGCACUCGAGGUGUUCUACCGCCUGCACGUGGCCAUCCUGAAGCAGCUGCUGAAGAAGGACGGGAUGGUGGACUACGAGCUGUUCCAGCACUACCUCACUGAGGCUGCCGAGAGUCCAUUUGCAAAGGGCAAGGAGAAGAGGCAUGAAAGACGAGAGUCCCACUCUAACUCCAUGGACGAGAGCUCCUCCUCCAACCUCACCCCCCCAGCCUACAGCCAGCUGAAGGCCCGCCCUGUGUAUCACAUGACCCCCCAGGACCACACCUACUCCAAGCAGAAGAGCUCAGUGGACGGGUCGGACACGUCAUGUGAUGUGGUCAAGGAAGGUCAGGGCAGCGACAGCUCCCACUCCAAACCUGCAGCCGUGGCUGCUAAGGAGGGGCAGAAGUCGGAGGAUAAAUCUGGAAAAUCGGAAAAAGAAGCUGAAAGCAAACCUGAAGCCAUGGAGGUGUCGAAAGAUGGAGAUUUGCUAAAGAUCCAGAGACACGUGAGUACAGGUUUUGUGCCCAAAGAUGGGGAUGUUACAGCAGGAGGUGCUGAACAGAAGAGUGUGGGUAAGGAAUUGAAAUCAAUUCCCGAAGAAAAACGACAGAAAAGUGAUUCACAGGACAUCAAAGCCGAUAGUGCUAAGUCUGAAAGUGAUAAAGUGAUGCCAGAUGGUGAUAAAGUGAUGCCUGGUGAUGAUAAAGUGAUGCCUGGUGAUGAUAAAGUGAUGCCUGGUGAUGAUAAAGUGAUGCCUGGUGAUGAUAAAGUGACAUCUGGUGAUGAUAAAGUGACAUCUGGUGAUGAUAAAGUGACAGCUGACAAAGGCAAGGAUGCUUCUGACCCAAGUGAAACGAAACAGAAAGACAAGGACGAGUUGAAUGAUAGUGUGUUGGUGUUAGAUCCCGCCACUGGCCUGAUGGUGCCUAUGCUAGAGGAUGACAUGGAGGUUGAUGACGUGCUAGGAUCUGUAGUCAGUGACAAGAGUAAAGCCAAGACUGUGGAGGAUCUUGUGAAGGACCCCAAACCUGCUGCAAGUACUCCAGUCUUAGGGAAAGCCCCUCCUGUCCAUGACAUAGAUGUUAUUGAGAUUAGUGAUGAUGAAUCUUCAAAUCCUGCUAAAUCUACAGUAUCCUUGUCCCUUAAGAAGCCAUCUGACUCUUGUAAAGAUUCUGAAACUAAAGUUGGACCUGAAGCCAAAAAAGAGCUUUUUGGAAAGGUUAAGGAGAAUAGCACUAGUUCUAAGGACUCUCCGAAACGUGAAACCACAAAGACUGAGAAGUCUAAACCAGAUGAUGAAUCGCUUCAUGAUGAAUCAUCACGGUUGUCUGAUAACUCGGAUGAGUCGGACUCAUAUCAGCAGGACUCCCUGGACACAGAGAUCCUCCACACGGAGCUGAUUGACAAGUGUGUAGAUGCACUUCAUCUGUGUGUGCAGCGCUUCCCCACUCACUACAAGUCUCUGUACAGACUGGCUCACGUGUACAUGACAUCGCCAUACCACAAGAACCUGGAGUAUGCCAGGGACUUGUUGCUAGGCAACAACAACUGGCAGAACCUGUCUCACAUGCCCGGGCCAGGUCUGUUUGCAGAGAGACGGACAGCCAACUUCUUCCAGGGUAUAUGGAAGAUCCCCAUUGAAGAGAUAGAUAGAUCAGGGAGCUUCGCAUCUCACAUCCACCGUAGUGUGCGUCUGUUGCUGGACAUCCUCACAGAACAAAAGGACAUCAUGAUGCUGUACCACAUCCACAUCCAGCUGAACCGAUCUCUGGACACUGGCAAGAAAUAUCUCCGAGAUCAGGAGAGGAACUGCUUUGCCAAGUCGUCCUUCAAGGCAAUCCAAGAGGCCGUCACAGAGGAACUGAAGCAUUGGGACCGGAAGAAGCCCCGAGACAAGCAGCUGGACUACCUGAUGACUGUGUACAGAGUGUGGCAUCACUCAUCCCACAAGCUGAAUGCUUUUGUGGAUGGCUGUACAGACCUGUUUGUCAAGGUGUACAAACUUGUACAAAAGGAUUAUAUUGACAGCAGCCAGCCCAUCCUGGAACAAGCAACCAAAUUCUGUCAGCAAAGAUCAGCCAUGAACAGACCCUCAUCUCAGUCAUCGGAUGCGAACAAGUCGGCAAACCUGAGCACAGCAGGAUUCCUCUCACCUCCCACAAAUAAGGCCCCUUCUCAGACGUCUGACCACAGCUCACCCGGGGAUCCAGCCUUCCUCUCCCCAAAACAUACAGGACCUUUCUCACCUUCACCUAAAAAGAACAUUCAGUCUCCCUUCUCAUCACCCACUGGUCCAUCUAAGCUGCCCAUCCAAUCAGAUUUAACCAAAAUUCAAACCAGCCAAUCAGAUGGCAGCAAGGUAUCUACAAGCCAAUCAGAUGCCAGUUCGACUGGAACUACUAGCCAAUCAGAAGGAGAUGAUGCACUGGUGUUUCCGUCGCCAGGGAAACUGACUUCAGCGGUACAGGUACACCUUCCGCAUGGUCACUAUUAGUGAUGGUGUAUAUAUCUCUGUGUGGAGGCAUGGUGCAUAUUUCUGUACUGAUUUUGUCCACAGCUUAGCAAGCAAGUUGUUGCACUUUCUGAUGACAAAUAAAUAUUUUUGGAAGGCGCUUUUUGUGCAGAGCAUUGUUGUCUUUGUUUAUUUUCAUCUCUGUUCAUUCGUUACGCAUUUGAAUGCUGACUGACUACCAUGUACAUGCAGUAGAUUUAUUUGACAAUUCGUAGCUCGUUAUUUAAAAUCUUUUACUUGUGCUGCUAACUGUAAUGUAUUUAACAUGGCUGCUUUAUGAGGCAUGUGCAUUGAGUUAGUGUGUUACUCUACACAACAGAUGAGAAUGAUGCUGAGCAUUCCUGUUACGUCCCAAGGAUGGCUUACCUGCAAAAUUGUUUGUAGUUAUUACGUUUUCUCUCAUACACAAUAUCAAAAUUAGGUUAGCUCAUAAGUGAGGUAGCCAAAAGUCGGCCACCUUUUCUCUGCCACAAAACUUUUCAAAUUGCCUUAGUUUCAAUGUUAUAACAUGAAGUAAACAUGAUAUGUGCUUCCAACUACAAACAAGAGGAAAGAAACACAGGGGCGUUGGGGUAUGCCAAAGGUCUUGGUUCACAUGGGAAUAAUGUUUGAAGCCCGUUCCUGGUGUCGCUCAGUGGGAUUUUGGUGAUAUAUUGCUAAAAACCUUGUAAAACCAUACUCAUUCACUCCCUCUUUUUCAUCACGCUCCUGUGUACACAUGACUUGGUAAUGUGUGCUCCUAUGCUUUUUGACUGUGCUUACUAUUGAUUGUUAGCAAGUAUGCAACAGGGAUGUAUUUGAUAAACAAUAUCUUAAAAAUAAUCAGCGUCACAGGUUCAUUCAUGCACAAAAUACAAGACGAUCAUGUGAUAGUUUCAUGUAUGCAGUUGAAUUAGUAUAGUAGUAGUUAUAGGAGGCGAAUAGAUUGGGUGAUCAGGCUCGAACACUUGCUUGAUUGUGUGUCCUCAUACCCCGAUCGUUUCUCACAAUUUCAAUCACAGGAUGUCUCCUAAAGACUUGAUUAUUUGCACACCGCAAUGUUAUAGCUGGAAUAUUGCUGAUUACGGAGUAUAUUAAUUUUUUGUGUGCGUGCAGGUAACAGUAUAAGGAAUAAACAGAUAUCGACUUUUACUCAUUAACUACAAUAUGUAUUUGUUCUAGUUGUGUCUGAGAUUAGACAAGGUCAUCUGAAGUAAAAUGCUCAGUGUAGUAGUUGGAACAUUUGAUCCCAGAUGCUUGAUAUGUGAGGUUCCAUCUUAAUGUUCUUUAUCAACUACAUCCCUGUUCUGUGUAUCUGUAGUUCACUUGUUACUUAGCACCAAACCAAUGAUCUCAAAACAUAUUUGCAAAACAAAAUUGAAAUUGAAGUCCAGUUUUCAGAAUAUUAUUUUUCAUAUUGAAAAAGAUGUAAAUGAAUACUGAGGAAUAAAAGAAAAACUCAAGAAGUUACAGGAAAUCUGUUAUUGAUUUGGUGUCUCUUGUUGAAGAAGUCGCAAAUGUAUGGAAGAAAAUCAUGAUUAAAUCCUUCCAAACUG
Haliotis rufescens (red abalone) is the source of this 9852-nucleotide messenger RNA. Its product is annotated as calcineurin-binding protein cabin-1-like. The record is from RefSeq and is a predicted model, not a curated record. NCBI's taxonomy places the organism in Eukaryota, Metazoa, Mollusca, Gastropoda, Lepetellida, Haliotidae. Gene Ontology annotation, biological process: chromatin organization. Gene Ontology annotation, molecular function: nucleosome binding; protein binding. Bases 182 to 8299 code for a protein of 2705 amino acids. The transcript is spliced from 42 exons. Gene Ontology annotation, cellular component: nucleus.